Maylandia zebra (zebra mbuna) is the source of this 1035-nucleotide messenger RNA. Its product is annotated as olfactory receptor 4S1-like. Gene Ontology annotation, molecular function: odorant binding; olfactory receptor activity; G protein-coupled receptor activity. Gene Ontology annotation, biological process: G protein-coupled receptor signaling pathway; detection of chemical stimulus involved in sensory perception of smell. Lineage: Eukaryota; Metazoa; Chordata; Actinopteri; Cichliformes; Cichlidae. Gene Ontology annotation, cellular component: membrane. The record is from RefSeq and is a predicted model, not a curated record.
AUGGAGAAUAACUUUGAAAUUGUGUUUGUGCUUCAGGGUCUGAACGACUCGCUGACAAACCGUCAGAUCUACUUUGCCUUCGCUCUGAUGUCGUACCUCUUCACCGUGUCUGUAAACCUGACCCUCAUCAUCACCAUCAGCCUGGAUAAAACGCUCCACGAGCCGAUCUACAUCUUCUUGUGCAGCCUUUGUUUUAAUGAGAUCUGUGGAGCUUCGAGUUUCUACCCAAAGCUGCUUCAUGACCUUCUGACCAACUCUUAUGUCAUCACGUACACGGCCUGUUUGGGGCAGAUGUUUGUCACUUAUAGUUAUAUUUUCUCUGAGUGUACCAGUCUCACUGUCAUGGCGUAUGACCGCUACAUCGCCAUCUGCAAACCACUGCAGUACCGGAUGCUGAUGACAGCUCAGAAGGUAGCCCAGCUUCUGAUGCUCACCUGGUGCUUCUCAGUUUUUGAAACGGCAGUGGGCACCGUCCUGACCGCCAGGCUGCCGCUCUGCGGACGCCACAUCCCCAAGAUAUUCUGCACUAACUGGGAGGUGGUCAAACUGUCAUGCUCUGACUCGACCCUCAACAAUAUCUAUGCGUUCAUGUUGAUAUUUUCACACCUGUCACAGACUGCACUAAUCAUGGUGUCGUACGUCCACCUGAUACGAGCUGCCAUCAGAUCUCAAGCCGACCGCAGGAAAUUCAUGCAGACGUGUCUGCCACACCUCAUUACACUGCUGGUCUUCACCACCUCACUGAUGUUUGAUACCAUGUACUCUCGUUACAGCGGCGGCAGUACAAUGAAGGCCCUGCAGAAUGCAUUAGCUGCUCAGUUCCUGGUGGUCCCACCCCUCGUCAAUCCCAUCAUCUAUGGCUUGAACCUGCAGCAGAUCAGGUCCAGGAUGGUCCACAGGUUCACCCACCGGACUGGGACAUUCAGGAAAAACUAAGCCAUGUUAAUGAAAUCAAACAUGAAGAAAACAUAGGAAGAUGAAGUUAUUUUCUAAUCUUCUGUUCAAGUCAACCAAAAUAUGUGGAUAGAAUUCAGU